Messenger RNA from Cucurbitaria berberidis CBS 394.84, 2298 nucleotides. RefSeq names its product TRM-domain-containing protein. NCBI's taxonomy places the organism in Eukaryota, Fungi, Ascomycota, Dothideomycetes, Pleosporales, Cucurbitariaceae. Gene Ontology annotation, cellular component: nucleus. The transcript has a single exon. The record is from RefSeq and is a predicted model, not a curated record. Gene Ontology annotation, biological process: tRNA N2-guanine methylation. Gene Ontology annotation, molecular function: RNA binding. The coding region runs from base 206 to 2260 and encodes 684 amino acids.
AGCCCUCACAGUUGACCCAGCUUUCGUUCUGUACAUAAAUUGGGUUGUUACAUAUUUUGGAAGCUUCAACACGUCGCAAUCAAAUCUGGCCGUCUUCGUCCCCGCUCUUCGCCUUCUAUGCGCCCCGCGAGCCCAUAGAAUAUUUCCUCACAGAUCAUGGGCUAUAGGUAGUCCUUUCCUUCGACCGCUACAUACCUCGCCCAGUAUGGCUUCCGCAGACGCUACCAUGGCCGAUACACCCUCCAAAUCCAUCGACGCUACACCACGAGCGGGCCAGACCAUCAGCCACGGGGGUAGGGAAUACACCACCAUCAAAGAGGGGCUGGCGCAUAUCCUCGUUCCUCAUGGUGUACCCACGUCAACCGACCCGAAGCUGUCGAAGGAAGACACGCAGAAGCAGCAAGUCUUCUACAACCCAAUACAACAGUUCAACCGCGACCUGAGUGUAUUAGCGAUCAAAACCUAUGGGCAGGACUCGAUACAGCGGAAGCUACAAAAGCAUGAACAACAUGUAAAGAAAGGUGAGAGGAAGAAACAGAGACAACAGGAGGGGCGGGGGCCAGAGGCGGCUUCAAAUGGAACCUCAUUAGCCGAUGAACCGCCCUCAAAGAAGAGGAAGCUUGGGCAGGACGACGCUGAUGAGGGCGCAGUUCCCUCGAAGAAGCAGAAAGUCGCGGAGAAUGGGGAAGUCGAGCAAGAGGAAAACAUUGACUCGGCGCAAAAUAUCCCUACCGAUGCAAAUGGCGAACGUAUUGCCUGGCAGCCACCUUUUAGCAUUCUAGACGCCCUCUCUGCGACCGGUCUCCGGGCGCUUCGAUAUGCGCAGGAAAUCCCGUUUGCAACCGCCAUCACAGCAAACGACAUGUCGCAGAAGGCUGUGGACUCCAUCGGGCUCAAUGUGAAGCACAACAAGCUUGAAGAAAAGAUCACGCCCAAUACUGGCAACGCUAUAGCCUACAUGUACAGCUUCUGUGACAAGAAAGGGUACGAUGUAAUCGAUCUUGAUCCUUAUGGUACUGCAGCACCCUUUAUUGACUCGGCCAUCCAAGCGAUCAACGACGAUGGGUUGUUAUGCGUAACCUGUACCGACUCCGCCAUCUUCGCAUCGCACGGCUACCUAGAAAAGACGUACUCGCAGUACGGUGGCUUACCUUUCAAGGGCGAACCAUGCCAUGAAGGAGGCCUUCGCCUUAUUCUACAUGCCAUUGCCUCCUCCGCGGCUCGGUACGGCAUGGCCAUCGAGCCCUUACUAUCUCUAUCAAUUGACUACUACAUCCGUGUCUUUGUAAGAGUGCGAAAAGCCCCGACGGAUGUAAAAUUGCUCGCUGGCAAAACUAUGAUUGUCUAUCACUGCGAGAAUGGUUGCGGCGCUUGGUCAACGCAGUUCCUCGCACGGAAUAAAGUAACCAAGAACAAGAACGGCAACCCAUUUUACAAACACGGCUUCGCUCAGGGACCCUCGGCGGACCAGCAUUGCCAGCACUGUGGUUUCAAGACCCACCUGUCCGGUCCAAUGUACGGUGGCCCGUUGCACAAUGUAGGAUUUAUCGAGAGGGUGCUAGCACAGCUGAACGAAGUUGAUCGUGAAACGUAUCCGACAACAGACCGGAUACAGGGUAUGUUACAUACAGCUCUGGAGGAGAUCACAUUCGGCAGCCAGCUGGAGAAGUCGAAUGGAGCACAGAAGACCGAGGUGCUUGAUCCUUUGAUUCCAAAAGCAGACCCUGCGGAAGUCGACCAUCAUCCCUUCUUCUUCAUACCUAGCUCAGUCGCAAAGGUUGUUCACUGUUCAGCGCCUCCCCUUGCAGCACUGCGCGGCGCAUUGCGGCAUGCUGGAUUUCGAGUCACCAUGAGUCAUUGCAAGCCCGGAUCAAUCAAGACAGACGCUUCGUGGAAAGACAUCUGGCACAUUAUGCUCGAAUGGGUGCGCCAACGGGCACCACUGAAGAAUAAACCCAAGAACUUGAGCGCAGGGCAUGCCAUCAUGGCGAAAGCAAGCGCCACUGGCCAUACCAGGAGCAUAGCUACAGAAGCAGCACCCUCCGAAUUUCUGGCACAGUCCCUACCAGAUGUGCAGAGCAAUGGCGAGAACAACGUUGAACCCGAGGAACGACCUCCACAAGAUCUACCAGCCUAUCUCGACGCAAAAUAUGAGGUAAACUUCGACGAGAAGCUCGGGAAGGACCACGACAGAGGCAAAUAUGUCCGGUACCAGCUCGCGCCUAGAGAGAAUUGGGGGCCCAUGUCACGGGCGAAAUGAUUUGGAUAGUUAACAAACGAUAUUCAUCUACCUAGCAC